Molecule: messenger RNA, 1887 nt
Organism: Suillus subalutaceus
Lineage: Eukaryota; Fungi; Basidiomycota; Agaricomycetes; Boletales; Suillaceae
Exons: 11
Coding region: 1-1887 (628 amino acids)
Source: RefSeq, a predicted model, not a curated record
AUGAAACACACGAGAGCAAAUGAAGACCUACAAUACGCCCAUGACAUUUUAAAUCGCUUAAAGGUUCGCUUGCUAGUCGAGCCUGCCCUGCGAGGGAGGUGGCGCGAUUGGAUCCAGCUACUUGAAGCUAGUAUCUUCCGAGUGGAUGACAUAAGAUUCACCGAGUCUCCAGCUGCUUUGAAUUGGCUUUCGACACCUCAGGCUAUCAACCUAUAUUUUGACGGGAGUUGUGAUGGUGCUCCAAUGCAUCGCCGUUUUCUGGAUGACACCGUGCUUGCCAUAACGACGAUACUCACUGAGCGCUUUCCCCCUUCGCAUGGUGUGGAUUCCUGCGGCCUCGGAGCCGGCGAGCUUUGCGUAAAGGGCUUGGACCUUCAGGACGUUAUUCUGGCGCGUCACGAAUAUCCUUGGGAGGAGGGGCGUAAUCGUGAUCCAGAUGUGGAGGAACUCCUCGAGCGGCGUGCCAGCGCUGUGCCAACUGAUGCACAGCGUUCUGCCACUCCGGGCUAUACUAAGAUCCCGCAGCGCAAGCGCCAGUUUCCAAACUGCCAACUCGCUGACAGCAUCCCGCACAAGAAGCCGAGAGUGAAUAACGUCCUCAGUCCCAGUCUGCGCAUGCUCCCCUCUGGCUCACACCUGCUACCCUCCGGCUCGCAUGCACUUCCCCCUAGGCCCCCUGCAAUGGCUCCUCGCCCCGCGCACCCCCUCAAAGACCCAUCCCUCCCUCCAAAGCCCGUGUGCUUAAGCACACCUGCCUUGCAACGUACUUCACAGUGCCUGGAGCCUCCUGAUUGCAUAGAGCAGUCCAUACCUGGCAUGAUGCCCCCUCCAACCCCAUCUGCCUCUGCCUCACGUCAAAAGGCACCGGCAAGGGUGAAGAGGGAUUUAAGACGUCGCGAAUUGCACAGGCUCGACACUGAUAGAAAGGUGGAGGAGUUCAAGUCCGAUGGAGCAGUCAAUGCACUUGCCUUUCGGGUAUCUACGACUGGCUGGCAAGGUACAAACUAUGGCUCUACUGAGUCAGGGAAAAUUCUCCGGGAGGAGUGGUAUAGCUACCAGAUAUUGUUUCGCUUGACUAAAUUUGAAAGAGUUCCAUAUCAGAACCUUAAAACUCGGAUCAGAGAUUCUCAAGGUAGGCUGUGGCUAGUGCGAACCUUUGUGGGUCCACACAUGCAUGAGCUCCUUCCACGUUUUCAAAAGGAGGCAGCUGCCUUUGUACUUGCUGUUGAAGAAAGCAAGAUGGGCUUUAAGGAGACUGAGAUGCAGGAGAACACUAGGGGACCUCAUUGGAUUUCUAUCUGUGGCCAUGACCGCAACUCUAAAUCUGUAGGAGGAGAAUUCCCCCUUCUAGCCAGGAGGUACAUGGCUUGUGCAGAAGCUCUAGGAAUCCAGCCUCUAUAUGGUCAUUUUUUUAAUUUUUGCCUCAAUUCUGCUAGAGCUGGGGUCCCACGUGUUCACUGCAGCCCCCAUGUGGAUUGGAAAAACAUAGCUAUAGGGGUUUGUGUCAUAUUCAUAUAUGGCCAAUUCAAUAGCAAAGAAAGAUCUUGGCUUGUGAUCUGGGAGGCAGGUGUAGUGAUUGAGAUGCCACCAGGUGUCUUUGUCAUGUAUCCCUCCUCUCUCUUUUUCCACUUUAAUGUGGACAUAUGUGACUUAGAAUUUGUUUGCACUGAGGGGGAGCUUCCUACAAAGCAAAACUCCUCCCCUCUAGAUGGUGGGGAUGGGAGAGGGUCUUGUGUCUGGUUCAAUCAGGCCAGCAUGUUCCAGACUGCUGAGCUUGGCUUUGCAACAGUUGCAGCAGCUAAGCAGGCUGGUGCACCCUGCACAUCUGACACUUCUUUGCUAAUUAAUCAAGGACUUUUCCCAGUUGAUCAACGCCCUCCCCAGUAA